AAAUACAAAAAACUUUUUAAUUAAUAUAGGCAAUUUUAAAGGUGCUUUACAUAGAACGUGUAAACCUGUAAAUAUUCUGAACUGUCUGCUAUAUAAUUCUUAAGCCACGACACGAGGGCGACUAGUGAGGCGAGUGGUCGUUACUGAAAAUAAGGUGCAUGGUACAGCCACUCCAGAUAACUAACCGGAAAGAUAUUUCUCUCAAGUCUACAAGUUUUUUUCCUCUUCACAUUAUACAUUGUAUGUUAGAUACAAAAUAGUAUAUUAAAGAAGGAUUUAAAUAUGGCACAUGGAAGUAGUGCAAGUAAUUUCAAGAAUGGUUUGAUAGAUUUCACAGCAGGAUCAUUAGGUGGAGUGGCUGUUGUAUAUGUUGGACAACCACUUGACACAGUAAAAGUGAAAAUGCAAACAUUUCCACAUCUUUAUAAGGGCAUGUAUGACUGCUUGAAACAAACACUAAAGAAUGACGGUAUUGUGAGAGGGCUCUAUGCUGGAACCACUCCGGCAAUUAUAGCGAAUGUAGCAGAAAACUCAGUACUCUUUGCAGCCUACGGAUAUUGCCAAAAAUUUGUGUGUCGACUAAAUGGAACAGAGAAGGUAGAACAACUGUCGAUGCUGGGUAAUGCAUCAGCGGGAUUCCUGGCCGCAUUCUUCUCAUCCUUCACCCUGUGCCCGACGGAGCUGAUCAAGUGUCAGCUGCAAGCCAUGCGGGAGGUUGGCGGGAGCGGCGUUCAAACUGCUGUGAAAAUAACACCGGUCCAACUGACUCAACAAAUAUUUAGGCAAUAUGGAAUCCAAGGCUUGUUCCGGGGGCUCGUCCCCACCAUUAUGAGAGAAAUGCCAGGAUAUUUCUUCUUUUUUGGAGGAUAUGAAGGAACGAGAGAACUAUUAGCGAAACCGGGUCAAUCUAAAGACGACAUAGGCUUUGUGAGGACAAUGAUCGCCGGGGCAGUGGGCGGGCUCGUGCUGUGGACAGUCAUAUUCCCCUCUGACGUCAUUAAGUCCAGGAUUCAAAUAUCGAACAAGAGUCAGAAGUUCCUGACGGUUGGCUAUGAUAUUGUUAAAAAUGAAGGCGCGCUUGCAUUGUACAACGGGCUGAAACCAACUCUAGUAAGAACCAUUCCGGCCACAGCAGUUCUAUUCGUUGUUUACGAAUAUUCCAAGAAGUUGAUGCAUCAGUCAUUUGGAGAUUAACAAAAAGAAAUUAAAGAUGAAAAACAAACCAAACUGGGUUGUUAAUACCAAAUUAUGUGCGUUAAGUACUUAGGUAGGUAAUAGUAAUAGUGUAAGCAGACUGUGAUGAUACCAUUACCAUAGAACUCUGUACAAAACAGUAAUUUUUUAUUUAUCUGACUUGUUAUUACAAAUGUAAAUGCAUUUAUUGUUGAUCAUUUAUUUAUCAAGUAAGUAGUGCUGUGCUGAUACAAACUUACGAAUAAAAUUUAUUUUAAAAUUA
This is a messenger RNA of Plutella xylostella (diamondback moth), 1456 nucleotides long. The record is from RefSeq and is a predicted model, not a curated record. NCBI's taxonomy places the organism in Eukaryota, Metazoa, Arthropoda, Insecta, Lepidoptera, Plutellidae.